AUGCUUAAUUUUACUAAAUCUCCCAUCCUAGUGACUUUUGCCAGCUGCUGCAGUAGUAGUGCCUUUAGAACACUUCUGGUUAAACUCGUCCCUGGUGAGGGACGGGAAAGCCUGCCCGUGGGAAGCUCUGCGGAACCCCGCAUUUCCUGUUUUAGGAGGAGAGUUUGUGUGUUAGCGAGCGCCAGCUCUGUCGGGGUGGUGAGGAGCGGGAGCUGGGGCAUGGACAGCCGCCUGCAGGAGAUCCGGGAGCGGCAGAAGCUACGGCGGCAGCUCCUAGCUCAGCAGUUGGGAGCUGAAAGUGCGGAUAGCAUUGGUGCUGUGUUAAAUAGCAAAGAUGAGCAGAGGGAAAUUGCUGAGACAAGAGAAACUUGCAGGGCUUCUUAUGAUACCCCUGCUCCAAAUUCAAAACGGAAGUGCCUGGAUGAAGGAGACACAGAUGAAGACAAAAUAGAAGAAUAUAAGGAUGAACUAGAAAUGCAGCAGGAGGAAGAAAAUUUGCCAUAUGAAGAAGAGAUUUACAAAGAUUCAAGUACCUUUCUUAAGGGAACGCAGAGCUUAAAUCCCCAUAAUGAUUACUGCCAACAUUUUGUAGACACUGGACAUAGACCUCAGAAUUUCAUCAGGGAUGUAGGUAUGUCAGUUUUAUUUGGACUAUCCUGCUAUAAAUUAUUGCUAUAUGCAUGUGAUUUAUGCAUUUUGUAGAUUAUUUCUAACAAAACUUUUUUCAGACUUGACUUCUGCCCUCCAUUCUCUAGUCUGUCCUCUAGCCUACUUUCCUGUUCUUUAAGCAAUGCUAUGUCUCUGGUUUUUUUUUACAUAAAUUAUAUGCCUUAUAACUAACCGAUUGAAAAGAUAUAAUUCAGUGUUCUUUUAAUGCAUGCCUAGCCUUCUCGGAACCAUUACAGCAAUCGGUUUUAGAACAUUUGCUUCUCUAAGGAAGCUUUGUACCCAUUAGUGAGACCACAUUCCUUCCUUUAUCCUGCCCCUUGGGCUUAACCGCUGAUCUACUUUCUUUCUGUAUAAGUUUGGCUAUUCUUGACAUUUCAUAUAAUUGAACUCAUACAACAUGGGGCUUUUGUGAUUGUGGUUUUUUACUUAGCACAAUGUUUUCAAGGGUUUUUAUACUGGGGCAUAUAUUAAUCCUUCUUUCAUUCUCAAACAGUAGUUCAUGUGGUACGUGAAUAUACACGCACAUGUAGGUUUUAUUUACUCACUUCGCUUUGAAGUUAUAGA
Messenger RNA from Psammomys obesus (fat sand rat), 1233 nucleotides. Its product is annotated as N6-adenosine-methyltransferase non-catalytic subunit-like. Lineage: Eukaryota; Metazoa; Chordata; Mammalia; Rodentia; Muridae. The record is from RefSeq and is a predicted model, not a curated record. The transcript has 6 exons. Bases 1 to 702 code for a protein of 233 amino acids.